AGGGAGGAGAGUUGAAGAGAGGAAAGGGGAAGGAACAUCAAAAGAAUGGGAGAAGACGAGAAGGGACGGGGUGUUACAAAGCUCCUACCUUUUAGAACUCAGAAAAGAAAAAGCUCAGGAACAGAGACACAGACACACCAGAUUUCAAAACACAAAGGAAACAAAAAAAAACAUUGAUUUCAAAAGGAAAGUGACAGAAGAAGUAGAACAGAAGAAAAAAUUGUUAAAAAAAGAAAAAGAUGACAAUUGGAAAGAGUUCCAGAAAGGGUUCUAUCAGGGCCCCGAAUUUCCUGGAUAAAACCUCUGGGUUCUAUGGUCGCCUUGAUGAGCCUGAGACAGUGGUGGGAGGAGAGGGGGGAAACAGGAUGACUGGGAUGAGAGAGGGAGACUUGGGGGGAUCGUGCCCAGCCACUGAGGUCUAUACAGGGGCAGAAGCCCACCAGGGAGAACAUGGGGUGUUUGACUUUAACCUGGGAAUGAUGGAAGAGGAUAAUACCACUCUGCUCCGGAGAAAAUCCAGCCGUCUCAGCUCGCGCUUGAGAAGAAGCAUCAGGAAGACAUUGCCACAGACGGUCUCGUCCAGUUUUGAUAUUAGUACAGAAAUGGAGACUGACACCCCUGUCCUGGAGGUCACUGCAGUGAAAGUGAAAAGCCACUGGAGGAGUAGCAACAGGAAGAAACAGCAAACUGAGUCCCAGAAAGUCUCCCCCAGGGAGGUAGACCUGACUCUGGGUGAGGAGAGAGGGAUAUUGACCCUAGGCCUGGAGGUCCUGGAGGUGGAGAUAAAGGUAGAAACUGAGGAAGGACAGAGGGAGGAAGAGGAGGGAAUGCUGGACACCCAAGAACCGACGGAUGACCAGGUUUUGAUAAAGGACAAGAAGAGAGGGAAACAAGAGGAAACUGAGGAGAAGAGGAAGAUUAAGGAACAGGAGGAGAAGAAGAAGAGGAGCACGCUGAAGAACUACCGCAAGGCUUUCGACCGAGCAUUCCGUCGAGGGUGGGAGAACUUCAUCACUAACCUCUACAGCGUGACACUUGCCCCUGUGUCACCUUCAUCUGCAUUGUUGUCAUCGUCAGCAACAUCAAAGGGAACCCAAUGUGACUCAGUGCUGGAAGAGGACAGAGUAAUCUGUAAAGACCAAAACCUUUACAGUAUGACAGCCAAACCUGUCUUAUAUUCAUCUUCAUCAUGAAAUGAAAUACACCAUGACUCAGUACUAGAAGAGUAUAGAUUAAUCUGUCCACAUCAGUAGUUCCAAUAAGAUUGUAUGAGUUGUUAUUUCAGACUGAAUCUUGAUUGGACCGAAUGGUCAUUUUAUAUUAUUGUGUGAAUGUCUCAAUCAGUCCAUCAAUGAAACAAUCAAUCAGUUGUUGAUUUCAUGACAGCAUUGAGGGCAGAGGGUUUACCAUCUCUGCUUUAUUUUUCAUAUCUAUUGUUUAACACUUUCUCACGGGGUAAAGAUCAGCCUGUAGAUAUCUAAGGGGUUAUAUGUCAUACACUUUAUUGUUAUGCAUACAGAAGGAUAGAGUUUGUCUUUAAACUGUGACUCAACUUUGGUAAACCUGCUUUUAGUUGCACCCAAUGUUUGAAAAUGUUUAGAGGUCCCUAGACCUGGAUGCACUCUCUGGACAGUUUAAAAUGUAGAUUGGGUAUCUUUAUCUAUAUUUCUUUACUUUAUGUAUAUGUAGCACUUUCAAAUGUGUGUAUGUGAAAAAGAGAAAGAGAUUUACCUUAGUGGACUUUAGAAUGAAGAGACAUUGUUCCACAAAUUAUGUCUAUUGAGCUGAAGCUUACCCUUGGUGCUGACAGGUGUCUUGAUUGUUUGAUAAAGAGGAACAUGUAUCUAACAUCUGAGGGCACAAAACUGUCCAUCUCAGACUUAGGUUUUCUGAAAUUGUCUAAAAAGAGGUAACAUAUUUCAUACUUAAUGUAUUAUAUACAUCACUGUGCACACUCUUCAGGAUAAUCUCAAAAUGUUUCUCCUAAACGUUUAUGUAGUGUGAAUGAUUGCCGAAAAUGAUAAUGUCCAGUCUCUUGCAGCAUUGAGGUAAUGUUCAGAACUUACUGAGCUGGAAAAUAAACAGUGUAAAAACAUAUUUUAUGUAGCCAAAAAAAAGUGCCAAUAUAUUUAACAUUUUGAUAAUGCUUGUUGUGAAAUAAAAUGUGCUUUAGAAUAUAAGAGAAUUUCUAGAAUGUUUUUAUCCUCCUUAAAAAGAAAGCUU
Esox lucius (northern pike) is the source of this 2223-nucleotide messenger RNA. RefSeq lists its product as uncharacterized. Lineage: Eukaryota; Metazoa; Chordata; Actinopteri; Esociformes; Esocidae. The coding region runs from base 240 to 1193 and encodes 317 amino acids. The record is from RefSeq and is a predicted model, not a curated record. The transcript is spliced from 3 exons.